Moneuplotes crassus is the source of this 1299-nucleotide messenger RNA. NCBI's taxonomy places the organism in Eukaryota, Ciliophora, Spirotrichea, Euplotida, Euplotidae. The record is from the annotation of a GenBank genome assembly.
UAAAAAUGUCAUCCAGAGCUCCAAAUUCCGAAAUCAUCAUUCCAAGAGAAGGAGAAGAGUUAGAAGAAAGUUCUUUAGAAAGAAAUAAUCGUGUUAUAAUCUCUAUCUCGCCAAAUAAUUCUGUAGUCCGACCGCAAUCUGACUCAGACAGUGGAGAUGCGGACGACCGGGUUGAUAACAUUCUCUAUGGUAAUCCUAUGUGUACAUUGAGAAAAACUAUGGGGCUUGUUUUAAAAAUUUUGUGAGCAGCUCUAAUGCUCGGAGUGACAUGAGUUCUGAUGUGGAUAUUCAACACUAACCACCCUGCUGCAAAAAGCACAGUAAUGUUUAUCACAAUGAACGGAGUAGCUGCACCUUUUAUUCUAAUUCUGAUCAAUAUUCUGAUUACUUUAUUCUUCCUCCCAGGUAUAUUUGGAGCUCUUUUGUGAGGUUUCAGCUACUGAUUCAUUAUUUCAAAUGUUCCACUCGUCUUGCUUGCAGGUACAGCCACUUGCUUCAUAGGUUUUUCUAUCGGAAGCAUUAUGGCAAUGUACAUUGGAAGAUACCUUGCUAAGAGCUGUAUUUAACAAAAUUCAUGAUAAGAAUAAGUACCUGAGAGCAUUGAGCCUUUGUUUCGAAAAGAAAGGUCUGAAGAUUAUGUUCCUUCUAAGACUGUCUCCAUUGAUCCCUUAUAAUUUGUUAAAUUAUGUAAUGGGUGUCUAUCCUAUCACCAUCAUACAGUUCUCAAUUGCUAAUCUAGGGAUGGUUCCAGGGAUCCUUAUCUAUGUCUACAUCGGCACUGCAGUAUCGAGUAUGGGAGCUCUGUUCGAGACCAACAGCGGAGGAUCGAUUCUGAAGAUAGUUAUGUUCUCUAUAGGCUUAAUAUUUGCUGUAAUUGCUAUAAUUAUCAUAAUUGCUUACACGAAAAAAGAACUCAACAAAGCUCUCAAGGAUAAAGAAAAAGAAGAGAAAAAUAAAAUAAGAAGUGACCAAGAAAGUGGACUCCAAGACCAAAAUAAGAGCGAGUCCAGAGAACUGAGACUUGGAGACCAAGAUGCUCAAGUCAGCCCCAUCAUUAGGUCUAGAGAUCGUGACAACUCAGAAACUUUGCAUGGAUCGAUCAAGAGGCCCAGUAAUGACGACUUCGUUCAGGAAAAACCGAGCUCUCAAGAGAAUUUUGUGAAGAAAAAUACUGACAAGUUUACUUCAAAAAUUGCUAUCACGCCAAAUCCUUCAAGAGGGAAAAUGUCAGUCGAAAAGGAUGAGCUCUAGUGGUUCAAACCUCAAAAUAUUUUCUAAUUUAAGACGGAUCCAGUUUCA